AUGCGCCCCAUUCCUCCUGCGAACGAGCAGCUUGAAUCACUCGCUCUGUAUCCCUGCGAGCGAAUCACUGUGUGGAGCCGCGCCGCUGAAGCGGCCGAGAACGACGAACUGAGAACGACGAACUGCUUCAGGAAAAGUGGGCUGUUUGGACCGCCUGACAAGAAAGGUGGACCGGAGAGGACCGCGUAUCCGAGCGAAGACGCAACUGUUGGAAGCUCAGGGAUGGAGGAGAGGGUCUGGGAGCAGUUCACGGUCACGCUACAGAGGGAUGCAAAGAUGGGCUUUGGCAUUGCUGUGUCUGGGGGGCACGACAACCCCAAUGUGAAGAAUGGUGAGACGUCGAUCAUUAUCUCUGAUGUGCUGCAGGGAGGCCCAGCUGAGGGACUUCUCUUUGAAAAUGACCGGGUCAUUCAGGUCAACUCGGUCCCUAUGGAGAAUGUGCUUCACUCCUUUGCCGUGCAGUCCCUCCGCAAGUGUGGCAAGGUGGCCAAGAUUAUGGUGAAGAGACCCCGUAAUGUUGCAGUCCAUUCACUAAGACAGCCCCACUCUCCAGCGGAAGAUAGCUGUGACUACCCCUCUUCCACCCAUUACUACGAUGCCGACCGCGAAAAUGGCUGGCACCACGACAGCGGUCGAGACCAUAAAGCAGACAACAAGGGACACCUCGAUCCUGAAUACAGAGGAGGAUGGGACUAUAACCAGCGAGGGAAGAGUCAGGAGAGAGCCUCUUCCAGCCCAGAGAGAUCCAGGAAGGGAAGGAGCUAUGGUCGGUCACCAACACCCCGCUCUGACUGUAAGAAGAAUCAGAGGCGGGCAUGGAGUGGAGACAGGUGGAGUACAUGCGACGCUUAUAACCCAGGGAGCAGUUAUGAACGAGGAGGGGAGGAAGGUGGAAGACGUACAACCCAGGCCAGAGGCAGGGACCAACAUCAGGUUCACCCUCCUUCCCCCAAAUCCUCCAGAGAGCCUGAGCCACUGGAGAAGCCUGUCACUGUGCUGUUGGUGAAGAACACACCCAGCGAAGAGUAUGGGCUACGUCUUGGCAGUCAGAUCUUCAUCAAGCAGAUGACGAGCACCGGCCUGGCAGCCAAAGAUGGAAACCUGCAAGAGGGAGACAUUAUUCUCAAGAUCAAUGGGACGGUGACAGAGAACCUGUCCCUGAAUGAUGCUGGGAAGUUGAUAGAGAGGUCCAGAGGCAAACUGCAGCUUGUCAUCCAGAGAGACCAUCAGCAGACCCUGAUCAGCAUCCCACCCCUCGCUGAUUCUGACUCGGAUAACGAUGAGUUGGAGUCGUACCAUUCUUCCUCUCCACCGGAGGACAGAAGAUCCCACCAGUCAGACCUGUCCUCUCACUCCUCUGCUGAAAGAGACAAUCCAAGGGACUACUGCAGAGCAGCUGACACAUUGCCCAUGGACCUUCUAUUCAAAGUGUCUGCAGACCCUCAGAACCUGGCUGAGCUGGACCAAGAAGCACCACAGACAGAGGUGCCGCUAGAUACUGUCAAAACAACCCCUAAGGUUCUCCUCCAGCCGAGCCCAGAAGAUAAAGAGAUAUAUGGGCCUGACAUCGUAAUGGUGAACUUCCAGAAAGGAGACAGUUUAGGGCUGAGGCUGUCAGGAGGGAAUGAUGUCGGAAUCUUCGUUGCUGAUGUUCAGGAAGGCAGUCCUGCCAUGGAGGAAGGUCUAUGCACAGGAGACCAGAUCAUAAAGGUGAACAAUGUAGAUUUCCAGGGCAUUGUGAGAGAGGAGGCAGUGCGCUUCUUGUUGGAGAUUCCAAAAGGAGAGAACAUCACCAUCUUGGCCCAGAGCAAACCUAAUGUCUACAGUGACAUCCUGGUGUCUGGCUGCUGCGACUCUUUUUUUAUUCGAACCCAUUUUGAAUAUGAGAAGGAGACCCCUCAGAGCCUGGCCUUUAGACGAGGAGAGAUCUUCAAGGUGGUGGACACCCUCUAUGAUGGCAAGCUGGGCAACUGGCUGGCAAUACGCACUGGCAAGGACAAGCAACUACAGGACCAGGGCAUCAUCCCCAGUAAGAGCAGAGCGGAGCAGAUGGCCACGGUCCAGAGCCCCCUGAAGGUCAGCGCUGGGGACCGAGCUGAUUUCUGGCGGAUGCGGGGCCAGCGGGCAGCUCAGAAGAAGAACCUCAAGAGGAGCCAAGAUGACCUGAGCAACCAGUGUGUCGCCCCCCACUUCCCAGCAUACGAGAGGGUUGUGCUGCGAGAGGCUGGUUUCAGGCGGCCUGUGGUGCUGUUCGGCCCAAUUGCUGAUGCUGCCAACAAGAGGCUGGCCAAUGAGAUGCCUGAUCUGUUUGUGAUUGCCAAAACAGAGCCGAAAGACGCAGGGACUGAGAAGUCCUCAGGUGUGGUGCGCCUCAACACCAUCCGACAAAUCAUUGAACAGGACAAGCACGCCCUGCUAGAUGUGACCCCUAAGGCAGUGGGCACCCUCAGCUACACCCAGUGGUUACCCAUCGUCAUCUUCCUCAACCCUGACAGCAGGCAAGGCAUCAAGGCCAUGAGACAGAGAAUAAUCCCCAGCUCCAACCGAAGUGCUCGCAAACUCUUUGACCAGGCGGUAAAACUCAGGAAGGCCUGCUCCCACUUAUUCACUGCCACCAUAGAUCUGAACUCAGCCAACGAUGCCUGGUACGGCAGUAUAAAAGACUCCAUAAGACAGCAGCAGAUGCAAUCUGUCUGGGUCUCUGAUGGCAAGCUGGAGGGGCCACAAACUAAACUGGACAUCCGAGAUGUGGACCGCAUGUCCUACCUGUCAGCGAUGUCUGUCGACUACCUCAGUACAGACAGCCGGCUAGCUUCUGACCUGGAUGACAUGAUUGAUGAGGGCGGGGCCCAUGCUUACAGCAGGAUGGAGGGCAACUCACUGGAACGUCACCAGCCAACACACGCCUCCACCAUCAGCCGCUCCUCUGAACCUGUUAAAGCUGAGGAGGUAAACCUGGCUCUAAGAGAAGAUGAAGUUCUAGCAUCAGGCGCUAAGUACCUGUGUCACCACCAGCCUCAACAUCAUUCUCCACCUCGCAGUGAAGUCCGAAGCUAUGAUCCCCUAUCCUGUAGCAGCCAUAUCAGCAACAGCAGCAGCAAUCUCCCUCCUGCUUCCUCCCUAGCCACCUCCUCAAGUCCACAUCCUCCUGAGUUCAACCUAGGAAAAGCCUGGCCCCUCAGAGCACUUCCAUCCCCUGGCGACCUCAAAUCCAGCAGUUCUGGGGCCAAUCAAGAACUCUCAGUGCACUUUAUGGCUCCUGACAGUGCAGCCACAGCACCCACUAGGCAACAGGAGGAGACACUGGAAGACAGCCCUGACAAAAACGUGUCAAUCUUGAGCAAGAUCAGGGACUUUGAGAAGAUGGCUCAAUUAGUGCAUGCCAAGAGGAUGUUGGAGCUACAGGACGCUCACAGAGCCAGGGUGGAGCUGGCGCUGAGGAACCCCGAGCUCUACGCUGUGCCGCUCAAGACCCCCAAACUGGAUAACACGGACCACCAGUCCAUGUGCCUUAACUCCUACGUAAAGCCAAAGACACCAUCGUCCUCCCAUCUGCCACAUCCAGAGGGCUAUCACCUCCUGCCCAGUGAGGUGGAAGAGCGAGAGGCGUUCCAGCAUGACCCCACUGUGCAAGGUUACCACCCCGCCUACUCCCAGUACCAAGACACUGAACUGUAGGACCACCAGACGGCUCGUAUCCCUCCACAUUGUGGACAUAUUGCACACCUACUUAGAGGUGCUACUUUGCACAAACAGGCUUAAACCAAUAUCCUUACAGUAUAGAUUACUCUGUCCUUUCCAGCACACAUAUUCUGAGUACUCACCAUUCCUCCAGGCUCAGCCUCCCGGCUGGCCCUGCACCAGCCUCCCGGCUGGCCCUGCACCAGCUUCCCGGCUGGCCCUGCACCAGCCAGCCGCUGACUCGUAAGAAACUUCUGCUGUGUUGAAAUUCUUUGACAAAAAAAACUAUAACAUUUUUUUUUCAAAGAAGUCAAAACAAUUAUUUAGU
Molecule: messenger RNA, 4009 nt
Organism: Lampris incognitus (smalleye Pacific opah)
Lineage: Eukaryota; Metazoa; Chordata; Actinopteri; Lampriformes; Lampridae
Product: tight junction protein ZO-2-like
Exons: 23
Coding region: 1-3678 (1225 amino acids)
Biological process (GO): cell-cell junction organization; positive regulation of blood-brain barrier permeability; cell-cell adhesion
Cellular component (GO): bicellular tight junction; plasma membrane
Molecular function (GO): cell adhesion molecule binding
Source: RefSeq, a predicted model, not a curated record